Molecule: messenger RNA, 1302 nt
Organism: Daldinia childiae
Lineage: Eukaryota; Fungi; Ascomycota; Sordariomycetes; Xylariales; Hypoxylaceae
Product: DNA polymerase delta subunit 3
Exons: 4
Coding region: 1-1302 (433 amino acids)
Biological process (GO): DNA strand elongation involved in DNA replication; DNA replication; DNA synthesis involved in UV-damage excision repair
Cellular component (GO): delta DNA polymerase complex; nucleus
Molecular function (GO): DNA-directed DNA polymerase activity
Source: RefSeq, a predicted model, not a curated record
AUGGAUCCCUAUAUGCAGUAUCUAGCCCAGAAGCUCCUCACUGAGGAUCAGCUUGUAACUUAUCGCCUUCUAAGCCGGGCAUUGAAGGUCCAUGUAAAUACUGCCAAAGAGAUGCUCUAUGAUUUUCAUAAAUGGCAGAAUGAUAAAUGCCCGGGAUCUCUUCAUGCCACCUACCUCGUAUAUGGUACUAAGAAGGCAGCGGUGAAAGUGGAGGAAUCGGAUGGCGAUGUGAAGAUGACCGAUUCUUCAAGUUCGGAAGAGAUGCAUGUUCCUUUCUCAGAUGAAGUCCCUACUUAUACGCUCUCUAUAGUUAAAGAGGAACAACUGCAAGAUCUGCUAGCAGAGUAUGACGAGGUUACCUCGAUACACAUCUAUAGCUUGGCGCCUCAUCCCCUGAAAGAUCUUCAGCUCUUGGCCGAUACUGCUCGACAAGUACUAGAGCUAUCUACUGUGGGCGAUGUUUCAGCCUCGAGCAAGGUCUUCGGUUCAAUUGCCAAUCCCAAUGUGCGUAGGAGGGAACGUCGUGGGCCAGCACCUAAGCCUGUUACCAGUACACCCACUCCUAAAGCUGCACCAAAGGCCGAAAACAAGCAAGAGACACAGUCUGCCGAUAUUAAGGAGGAGCCUAAGGUAACACCUCAAGCCAAUGUUAAAGGAUCAACUUCAGCUGCUACUACUAAGAAGCCUACUGCCGCUGCUUCAUUGAAGCGACAGAGUUCUUCUGGAAUUGGGCAAAUGUUUGCCAAGGCAGCUGCCAAACCUAAGAAACCUGCCGCCAAGGCUGUAGUGAGUGCUGCCGAGGAGGACCAAAAGAUGGCCUUAUCUGAUGAUGGAGAGGACGACGUCGUGCCGAUGCCGGAGGUUAAGCAAGAGUCAGAGAGUGCUAGGCAAUUGAGGAAGAAUCGCCAAGCCGAACUUCGUCGUAUGAUGGAUGAGAGUGAAGAAGAGGAAGAAGAGAAAGCGGAGAGUCCUACUGAGGAACCAAUGGAGGAAGAAGGGGAGGAGCCUUCACCCGAACCGGAACCUAAGGAAGAAGAGCCUGUGGAAGUAGUAUCGAGCACAGGUGAUGGUAAACGUAGGGGAAGACGACGAGUCACACGGAAGAAGCAAGUCAUGGACGAUAAGGGAUAUUUGGUUACGAUACAGGAACAGGGCUGGGAAUCAUUUUCCGAGGAUGAAGCUCCGCCGCCGCCUAAACAGAAGCCUCAACCAGUUAAGGCGGAACCCGCUGCGAAGCCCAAGAAGGCGGCUGGCAAAGGCCAGGGGCAAGGCAACAUCAUGUCCUUCUUUUCAAAAAAGUGA